AUGUACGACGACACCGAGAGUUCCAAGCGACGUAGGCGGCCGCUUGCAACGAUCGUCUUCUACCACUAUGCCGCCUUGACGGCCUGCACGACCUUCUGCUUAUCCGUGUCCAUAUUUAUGGCCUAUCACCUCGGAUACUUUUCAACCUUUCUCAUCUACCUUCCGUUCGUCACCGUCUGCAUACCAGCGCUCGCUCUAUUCGAUGCAGCCCACAUAUCGACCUGGUCUCGAUGGCCAUCUUCAAGAAGGAACCGACUCAGACUGUGCGCCGUCUGGUGUUUAUUCCUCGUGUUUGCACCCUGGUACCCUUCGUCGUCGCCCCUGCGCAAUGACCACCCACCGCCACCUGUCCUCCCAUCGACAAACGGGACGUACUUUAUCGCCGCCAACCUCUACAACUCGGCCAAGAUUCUCCCUACAUGGACGAGACAAAUGAAACAACUAAUCCACCACCUUGGAAAGGACAAUGUGUACAUUUCGAUCCACGAAUCCUACUCGGUGGACGACACGAAGACGAUGCUGCAGGAAUUUGAAAAGUACCUCGAACAGGAGGGGAUUGGGAGUAAUUUGGCGACUGAGGAUGGGCGAAGGGGGCAUCUAGGCUUGGAUAGCCACGAGAGGAUUGCGUUUAUGGCCGGGAUUAGGAACAAGGCCUUGGAACCUCUGCGAACGCUAGGGAAUCGGUACGGGCGACGGUUCUCCAAGGUCAUCUUCUUCAACGAUGUGUACUUUGAUUGGAGAGCAAUUGUACGGCUGAUCAAUACGAAGGAGGGGGAGUACGACCUUGCUUGUGGACUGGAUUUCGAUGGGGUGGGGAUGUACGACCGAUGGGUGCUGCGCGAUGCUUGCGGAGGGCCCACGAAGGAAGUGUGGCCGUACUUUACCGAGCCUCGUGCGGUGAAGAAAUUGCGGAAGGGCGAGCCAAUCGAGGUCGCGACCUGCUGGAAUGGGGUUGCCGUCUUCGAUGCUUCAUGGUUCUUGCUGGACGGCGAAUCCGACAAAGACAGCCCAACGACCGAGCAUUCCCCUCUUCCCCUCAAGUUCAGAGCCAGCAACAAAUGCACAGCGUCCGAAUGCUACCUCAUCGGGAUGGACAUGCACUUUUGGAAAUCGCCCAAGAUGCCCAAGAUUUACGUCAACCCUCAAGUGAAAGUUGCGUAUGACUAUCUGAACUAUCUCUUCCACACCAAGUUUGAGGAACUGACGUUAUCGGCGCCGUGGCGGGUGGUAUGGCAGGACUGGAUUGGGUAUAGGAUGUUUGGUUGGGUGUCGGACAGGAUAUGGCUGAAGCGAGAUCGAUGUGAUCCAGCGCUUGGAGAUCUAAUCUUUGUGAAGCCGGGGUAUUGUACUAACUGA
Coprinopsis cinerea okayama7#130 is the source of this 1356-nucleotide messenger RNA. Its product is annotated as capsular associated protein. The record is from RefSeq and is a predicted model, not a curated record. NCBI's taxonomy places the organism in Eukaryota, Fungi, Basidiomycota, Agaricomycetes, Agaricales, Psathyrellaceae. The transcript is spliced from 4 exons. Bases 1 to 1356 code for a protein of 451 amino acids.